AUGACGUCCAUGGCAUCCGAGUCCGUCGCCACCAUUCUCUGCACCUCAAAGCAGACACGCUUUCACAUUGACGCGGCCAACUACCGAGAGCUCGAUAUUGCCGGUGUCAACAUCACCAUAGUUGGUGGCGCCAAAUCGGGCACCCCCGCCAAGGGCAAGUCCAAGGCCCGUACCGAGGGCCUCGAGAUUCUGUCUGGCGCCAAGCUGCGUCUGAAAGAAGGUCACAGAUAUGCCCUCAUAGGCCGAAAUGGCACAGGAAAAUCUACCCUGCUCAAGGCCAUUGCGGAGAAGCUUAUCCCAGGAAUCCCGGAAGACUCCAGAAUUGCUAUUCUGCAGCAGACCAAGCUCCAAGAUGGAGAGUCGAAAAAAGAGGAAACCCCAACAGCCAAGAUGAAUACGCGGCAGGAAGUCAUUGAACGGGCUACCUCUCGCAGUGCCAUCGAACAGGAUAUUCAAUCCCUGUCUGAUGGCGUCAAUUCGACGGACCCCUUUGCGCCCGUGCGAGCGGUCCGCAACCUCAAGCACGAUCGCCUGCAGAAACGACACUUUCUGCUGGACAAGGAUGCCAGGCUCCGCAGCGGUGCCCGAGGCAUGGCUGCCAGAAAGGCUCUCGUCGCCAUCGAAAAGGUCGUGGCCGAGUCGCAAGAGCAGGUAGAUCAGCCGUCGGAAGAAAUUACACCCGAGAAACUGCAAGAGGAAACCCAAGAGGCGGCCGACAUGCUCGCCGACUUGCAGAUUCAAGUCGAGCCAAGCCGAGUCAGCGAGAUUGAGACCAAAGCCCGACGCAUUCUCACCGGUCUUGGCUUCACGGAAGAAAUCAUGGAAAAGCCCCUCUCCAGCCUCUCGGGCGGCUGGCACAUGCGUGCCAGCCUCGCCACCGUCCUCCUCCAAGAAGCCGACAUCCUGAUCCUCGACGAGCCCACCAACUUUCUGGAUCUCCUCGGCAUCAUCUGGCUGCAAAAGUACCUAGAGUCCGUCGAAGACACGGACAAGCCGCCGACACUGAUUCUCGUCUCUCACGACCGCGACUUCAUCAGCCUCUGCACGGAUCUCCUCAUCCUCCGCGACAAGGACCUCACCUACUUCCACGGCGACCUGCCCACGUUUGAGGCGUCGCAGGCCGAGCGCAAGGAGCACCUCAUCAAGCUCAAGGAGGCGCAAGACAAGCAAAAGGCGCACAUCGAAAAGACGAUUGCGCAAAACAUGAAGGCCGGGCGGCAAAACGACGACCAGAACAAGAUCCGCCAGGCCAAGUCGCGCCAGAAGAAGCUCGACGACCGCUGGGGCAUGCAGACCAACGCCCGCGGCCACCGCUUCCGCCUCAACGACCAGGCCGGCUUCUUCCACACCUCGCACCAGGGCAUCGAGAUCCCGCCCGAGGAGCGCCAGAUUGUGCUGAGCCUCCCCGCGCCGCCGGACCUGCGCUUCCCCGGCUCGCUCAUCUCGCUCGAGAACGCGAGCUUCCGCUACGCGCGCACGGGGCCGUACAUUAUCAAGGACGUCAACCUGACCGUCGGCAUGGGCGACCGCAUCGGCGUCCUCGGCCUCAACGGCGCGGGCAAGUCGACGCUCAUCAAGCUGCUCGUCGAGGAGACGCGCCCGACGAGCGGCACCAUGACGACGCACCCGCGCCUCAAGAUGAGCUACUACUCGCAGCACGCCGUCGACGCGCUCAAGGCCCUGGGCGCCGACGACCCGGCGCUCACCGCGCUCGCGCUCCUCACCAGGGAGGUCGAGGGCCAGCUGAACGAGGGCGAGAUCCGCGGGCUGCUCGGCGAGCUCGGCCUCCCCGGCCGCUUCGCGUCCGACGUGCCCGUCGCCAAGCUCUCGGGCGGGCAGCUCGUGCGGUGCGAGCUCGCGCGCCUGCUGUGGCGCCGCCCGCAGUGCAUGAUCCUCGACGAGAUCACGACGCACCUCGACUACGAGACGGUGACGGCGCUGCGCAGCGCGCUGCAGUGGUGGGAGGGCGCGGUGGUUCUGGUGAGCCACGACCGGUGGUUCAUGCGCGGCGUCAUCGACGGCGUGGUGGACGAGGACGAGGAGCAGAGCGAUGGCGACGAGGACGACGACGGGCCGAUGAGGCGGCGCAUCAUGUACAGGCUCAAGGGCGGCGAAAUGACGGUGCUGAAGAAUGGCGUCGAGGAGUUUGAGAACAUCAUGGAGAAGCGCGUCAAGAAGCUCCUCGCUGCGUGA
Messenger RNA from Akanthomyces muscarius, 2193 nucleotides. RefSeq lists its product as uncharacterized. The record is from RefSeq and is a predicted model, not a curated record. Bases 1 to 2193 code for a protein of 730 amino acids. NCBI's taxonomy places the organism in Eukaryota, Fungi, Ascomycota, Sordariomycetes, Hypocreales, Cordycipitaceae. Gene Ontology annotation, molecular function: ATP binding; ATP hydrolysis activity. The transcript is spliced from 4 exons.